Molecule: messenger RNA, 2313 nt
Organism: Grammomys surdaster
Lineage: Eukaryota; Metazoa; Chordata; Mammalia; Rodentia; Muridae
Gene: Arhgef38
Product: Rho guanine nucleotide exchange factor 38
Exons: 14
Coding region: 1-2313 (770 amino acids)
Cellular component (GO): cytoplasm
Molecular function (GO): guanyl-nucleotide exchange factor activity; protein binding
Source: RefSeq, a predicted model, not a curated record
AUGGAGCCCAGAGAAGCCGCUGGGAAGGAAACCAUGGGAAGCAAGAGGAAGAACUUGACCUUCUUGAGAUCCAGGCUGUACAUGCUGGAGAGGAGGAAGACGGAUACUGUGGUGGACAGCAGUGUUUCUGGGGACCACUCUGGCUCCUUGAGAAGGAGCCAGUCUGACAGGACCGAAUACAACCAGAAACUACAAGAAAAGAUGACUCCACAGGCUGACUGCUUCUCGUCGGAAACUCCAACCCCUGAGGAAGAGCAACAGGUGGAGCGGAUGAUGACAAAGCGGGCAAAGAUCAUCAGGGAGCUGAUACAGACAGAGAGGGAUUACCUCACAGAUCUGGAGCUGUGCAUUAGAGAAGUGGUCCAGCCACUGAGAACCAAACAGAUUGACAGGCUGGACAUGGAGGGCUUGUUUAGCAACAUUGAAUCAGUGCAUCAGAUAUCAGCCAAGCUACUGUCCUUGUUGGAAGAGGCCACAACAGACGUGGAACCAGCCAUGCAAGUAAUCGGAGAGGUAUUCUUGCAGAUUAAAGGACCGCUGGAGGAUAUUUAUAAAAUCUAUUGCUAUCACCAUGAUGAAGCACACAGUGUCCUAGAGUCCUAUGAAAAGGAAGAGGAGCUGAAGCAACAUCUGAGCCAUUGUAUCCAGUCCUUAAAGAAUAUAUACAUGCAAGAAGGCAAACCUAACCUGCUGGACAUGGGCUCUUUGAUGAUCAAACCCAUUCAGCGAGUGAUGAAAUACCCCCUGCUGCUGUGCGAACUCCGGAACUCGACUCCGCCCUCCCACCCAGACUACAGAGCCCUGGAGGAAGCCUUCACUGCUGUGAAGGACAUUAAUGUAAACAUCAAUGAGCUGAAAAGAAGGAAAGACCUAGUUCUGAAAUAUAAGAAGAGCGAGGAGGAGGAAUCCCUCAAAGACAAACUAUCUAAGCUAAACAUUCAUUCAAUUAGCAAGAAGUCAAAAAGAGUCACAAAUCAUCUGAAGAUCCUGACCAGAGGAGAGUCGCAGGUGAAAGACAAUACCUUUAACAGAGAAGAAAAGCUGUUUAGAUCACUAGAAAAGACUGUGAGACUUUGUGUGAAGAACGUUUCAUCCUGCCUUCAGCACAUAGAGGAAGCCAUGCCCUUCACUCUGCAGAGUGUGGCAGAGCUCCGUGAGAUUUCAUACAAGGAUGGAGAGAAAAACUGCACAGAACCCCAGAGUCAAGCUUCAAAUCCCUGCCAAGACUUUGCAGCUCGCUCUCAGAGACUCAUCCUCAGCCCCCUGUCAGCCUUGCUGUCCUUAUUUCCAGGGCCUCAGAAGCUCAUCCAGAAACGCUAUGACAAACUGCUGGACUAUAAUAGCUCCCUGCCACGGUCAGCAACCACUGAGUCAGACUUAGCCAAACGAGAGUAUGAGGCCCUCAAUGCCCAGCUGGUGGAAGAGCUACAAGCGUUCAACCAGGCUGCCAGGAAGAUCCUGCUGAACUGCUUGUUUAGUUUUGCCACCCUCCUCCGGGACUUGAUGCAGGUGGCUCUGCAGGCUUAUUCCACAGUCAAGACGGUACCAUUGCCAGUCUUGGGCAUCUCAGAGAUUCAGAAUCAAGUGCUGGAAGAGGUUCACAACUUGAAUUUUGUAAAGGACAACAGUGCCACCUUUAUUGAGAGGAAACUUAGCUUUGAGAAGAAGAAGCCUGCACAGGUUCUGCCAGAAGUGCCACAUCAAACUGACGUUCACCGCUCUAAACUUCUGUCCACAUAUGGAGCAGAGGAACUCUACCGAGCUAAGCGCAAAUGUAAUGCCACCCAAGAACAUGACAUCAAUCUUCUAGAAGGGGAGUUGGUAGCGGUCCUGGAACAAAAGGAUCCUCUGGGGAGUACAAGCAGGUGGUUUGUUGACACCGGAUUUGUAAAAGGCUACGUGUAUUCCUCCUUCCUAAAGCCCUACAACCCAGGGAAAGAGCAGAAGGUGGACACAGAGAACAGAUUCUGUGACGACGAUUUUGAGAACAUCAGUCUCUUUGUGUCUUGCCGGCCGGCUGGUGACAGGGUCAGCAUAAGCGACAGCAGCUCAUCUCUUAGUGGCUCUUGUGGGAAGUUUGAAACCAAUGGUGCUGAUGUUGAUAGUUUUCAAGAGGUAGAUGAGCAGAUUUUCUAUGCAGUCCAUGCUUUCCAAGCACGGAGUGACCAUGAACUCAGCCUUCAAGAGUACCAGCGAGUCCAUAUACUUAGAUUCUGUGAUCUAAGUGGGAAUAAAGAGUGGUGGUUAGCUGAAGCACAAGGUCAGAAAGGGUAUGUGCCAGCUAACUACCUUGGGAAGAUGACGUAUGCUUAA